AUGGCAUAUUUUGAGCUUUUGAAACGUAAACACGAUACAAAUGAUGAUGGCUUGAAUCUAUCGAUGGCAAUUGGUUUGGGUUAUCGUUACGGUACAAAUGAUGCUGCCUUUUGUGAGAUGCUGGAAAAGUCCACCGAGGAUUCAGCCACGAGAAGCAUCGCCAUACGUAUACAAGAUGGGACCCCACGCUUCAAGUUGUGGGUCAAAUAUGUGACAAUUACGACGUGA
Molecule: messenger RNA, 228 nt
Organism: Peronospora farinosa
Lineage: Eukaryota; Oomycota; Peronosporomycetes; Peronosporales; Peronosporaceae
Source: the annotation of a GenBank genome assembly